CCCGCCUGGCCCCGCCGCCCCGCAUUCCUGCGAAGGCAGCCCGGGCGACAAAGGAGCGGCCGGGCCGGCGCGGCGCGCUCGGGCCAAACUUUGCCCAACUUUGCGGGCCGGCGGCGGAGGGGCCGAGGCGCGCUCCCGCCCGCGCCCCCGCGCCUCCCGGGCCCCCGCUGGCCUUAGGCUGGCGCGCGGGGCGGGGGCGCGAUGGGCGCGGGGCGGGCGCGGCUGGGCGCGCUGCUGGCGCUGGGGCUCGGGCUCGGGCUCGGGCUGGGGCUCUGGCCGGGGCCCCUGCGCGGCGCGGCGGCGGCGCUGAACGGCAGCGGGCCGGAGCGGUGCAAGCGCGCCGCGCCCUGCGAAGCGCUGCGCCAGGGCGCCUGCCUGGGCUCGCCGCUGCCCUACGCCGCCACCUCCACGCUGCUGGCCGCCGACUCCCACUCGCAGGCCGAGGCGCACGACAAGCUGCUCCUCUGGUCCGGUUUGCGAAACGCCCCCCGCUGCUGGGACGUGAUCCAGCCCCUGCUCUGCGCUGUUUACAUGCCCAAAUGCGAGGAUGGCAUGGUGGAGCUGCCCAGCCAGACCCUGUGCCAGGCGACCCGGGGACCGUGCACCAUCGUGGAACGGGAACGAGGCUGGCCCGAUUUCCUCAAAUGCACCACAGACCGCUUUCCAGAAGGCUGCCCGAACGAGGUCCAAAACAUCAAGUUCAACAGCUCGGGGCAGUGUGAGGCCCCCUUGGUCCGAACCGACAACCCCAAGAGCUGGUACGAGGACGUCGAGGGUUGCGGGAUCCAGUGCCAGAACCCUCUUUUCACCGAGAAGGAGCAUCGCGAAAUGCACGUUUACAUUGCUGCUUUCAGCUCGGUCACCAUUUUCUGCACCUUCUUUACCUUGGCCACCUUCGUAGCAGACUGGAAGAACUCCAACCGCUACCCGGCUGUCAUCCUCUUCUACGUCAACGCCUGCUUCUUCAUGGGCAGCAUCGGGUGGCUGGCUCAGUUCAUGGACGGGGCCCGCAGCGAGAUUGUGUGCCGUGCCGAUGGGACCAUGCGCUUGGGGGAGCCCACCUCCAACGAGACCCUCUCGUGCGUGAUCAUCUUCGUCAUCGUCUACUACUCCUUGAUGUCGGGCGUGAUCUGGUUCGUCAUGCUGACCUACGCCUGGCACACGUCCUUCAAGGCCCUGGGGACCACCUACCAGCCCCUGGUGGGCAAGACCUCUUACUUCCACCUCGUGACCUGGUCUAUUCCUUUUGUCCUCACUGUCGCCAUUUUGGCUGUCGCUCAGGUGGAUGGAGACUCGGUCAGUGGCAUCUGCUUCGUUGGGUACAAGAACUACCACUACCGAGCAGGUUUUGUGCUGGCCCCCAUCGGUCUGGUGUUGAUCGUGGGGGGCUAUUUCUUGAUCAGAGGUGUGAUGACCCUGUUCUCCAUCAAGAGCAAUCAUCCCGGCCUGCUGAGCGAGAAGGCAGCCAGCAAGAUCAACGAGACGAUGCUGCGGCUUGGAAUCUUUGGCUUCUUGGCCUUCGGCUUUGUGUUCAUCACCUUCGGCUGCCACUUCUACGACUUCUUCAACCAGGCGGAAUGGGAGCGCAGUUUCCGGGAAUACGUCCUCUGCGAGGCCAAUGUCACCAUUGCCACUCAAACCAACAAGCCGAUCCCGGACUGCGAGAUCAAGAACCGUCCCAGCCUCCUGGUGGAGAAGAUCAACCUUUUCGCCAUGUUUGGGACGGGUAUUUCCAUGAGCACCUGGGUGUGGACCAAAGCCACCCUCCUCAUCUGGAAGCGCACCUGGUGCAGGCUGACCGGCCAGAGCAACAACGAGCCCAAGAGAAUCAAAAAAAGCAAGAUGAUCGCCAAGGCGUUCUCCAAGCGGAAGGAGCUGCAGCAGAAUCCGCAUCAGGAGCUGUCCUUCAGCAUGCGCACCGUCUCGCACGAGGGGCCUGUGGCUGGUCUAGGUUUUGACAUCAAUGAGCCCUCAGCCGACGUUUCCUCAGCCUGGGCGCAGCACGUCACCAAGAUGGUGGCCCGCCGAGGGGCCAUCUUGCCCCAGGACGUCUCCGUCACUCCCGUUGCCACUCCUGUGCCCCCAGAGGAAAGGGCCAAUUUAUGGGUGGUAGAGGCUGAGAUCUCGCCCCAGCUGGAGAAGAAGCUGCACCACAAAAAGAAGAAGCGCCGGAAGAAGAAAGAGGUGUCUGCUGUGGGGCCCACUGGCGAACGUUAUGACACCCAUGAUGUGGGCCGCUUCGUCCCACCGGGCAUCAGCUCCGUCCCGCGCCUUCCUCAGCUCCCUAGGAACAAGUGUUUGGUAUCCAGUCCCAGAGAACCUCUGAACGAAAUGUUGUCGUCAGGAGCUUACCCGGAAUUGAGAUCCGGCACUCUGCCGUGGGAAGACCCGUUUUCCAGGGGAGCCCGAGAGCCUCUGGCCAGCUCCAGGCAAAGCAGCGCCCUGAAUUGCAUCCACCACCCCUUUUGCCCCGAUAACGGCCCCGCGGAUGAGGCAGGACGCAGGAAUGGAGCUCGGCUGUUCCCUGUGCCACAGCAGCAGCUCCAACGCAACAGCUAUUUCCAGCAGCCCCGCCCAAGCGCAGCCUCUGCCUCCUUGUUCUUUGGGAGCAGCCCUUACAGGUCACAGACCCAAGGGAGGGGACUGCCCCCCAUCCACUCCCGGACCAACCUCAUGGAUGCCGAGCUCUUGGAUGCUGAUUCAGAUUUCUAGGAUUUGGGAAGGGACAUCUGUGCAUGUACUUGAUCGUAGGGCAGCCAUGAGUUUUGUUGGGAGGGGCUAAACAGGGCUAAAAAGCUCCCUCCAAAGACUUGAUCUGGCGCUGAACUUCCAAGAAAGGAUUUUUUUUUUAGAGGGAGUGUUUGUUCUUUUGCUGCGCGCCGUGUCUCGAUAUUUGCUAACCAAUUCCUUUGUGGCUUUGCAUGCAGAAGGCUGCAGGUUCCAUUUGAACCCAAGAACUUGAGAACUCCUGCUGUUCGUUCCUCCUCUCGGGCAACUGGAUCCUGGUCAGUGCGGCCAGCCCAAAUGAGUCUGCAAGAAAAGUGGGAAGCCCACCCUUCGGCACUCUCUUUAGCCGUAGCAGGGGCUUGAAUUGUGCCAAAGUAUUUAUAGCUUUGAAAUACUGAAGGCAAGUGGGAGAGGACAGAGUCCCUGCAGGGGAACAAAAGCCAAGAGGGUAGAGCAUGGUUCACCUGCUCUGGCGAGAGAAUCUCUUCUUGGAUCCUCUGGUAUCCUGGUCGUAUAGAUGCCCUCAAAGGAUUCACAGAAAUCUAAAUUCAGCCCUUGCUCCAGAGGCGUUCUGGAAUCUGCCCCGUAAUGGUAAAGGAGUGACACCCUAUUGGGCCCUCCCAUUUUUGUGGGGUGUGUUCAGAUAGAGAAACUUCCCUUCUGGUGGCAAAGCUACAAGGGGUUAUGCCAAGACAGGAGCCUCAAGCUACACACACACACCCAGCUGAAAAGCCAGUUCGGUGUAGUGGUUAAGAACGGCAGGACUCUAAUCUGGAGAGCCGGGUUCGAUUCCCCACUCCUCCGCUUGAAGCCAGCUGGGUGGCCUUGGGUCAGCCACAGCUUCUCAGAGCUCUCUCUGCCCCACCCACCUCACAGGGUGAUUGUUGUGAGGAUAAUAAUAACACACUUUGUAAACUGCUCUGAGUAGGCGUUACGUUAUCCUGAAGGGCGGUAUAUAAAUCGAAUGUUAUUAUUAUUAUUAGUAUUAAGAACUAACCUCUGUCUUGAGCAGCCCUAGACAUAGCAGUGUAGCUGUGUAGUUUAAAAUUUCCCUUCUGCUAUUGCCCCUUGCAAAUUAGAUAUUGUACAGCAGGGCAUCUUAAGAGAGAAGUGUUUACUUUUUAAAAAACUUUUCCGUUGCUGUUGGAAGGAAAGAACAUUUCUUGGAUCAGAUGUGGGAGAACCGGGGUGGGUGGGAAUGUUUCAAACAGUUGGCUUUUAGGGACGUGAGCCAGCUUCCUGAAGUUCGGUGUAACCAGUUCCUUUAUGGGGACGGACCGUAAUUUAGCAACAGAUGGCUGGUUUGGCAUGCGGAGGGUUCCAAACUCACUGCCCAGGUGUCAGGACGGAGGAAGCUUGCCACCCAGGGCACCAGAGAGCCUCUGCCUAGAUAAAUUGCCCUGGAAUCAAGCUCAGUGGAAGGGAAAGUCGUGCAUUUUUUAAAACAAGGGAACUUUCCAUCUGCUGUUCAGUUGUUCUGAGAAUAUUUCCAGUGGAAACAGCCUCAGCAGAAGAGCUCAGAGCUGCUCUCUGGGUGUGCUCUGGGCCUCUGGAGGACCAUGUAUCCCAGCAUACUGUUCUCUGCCUUGAUCUUAGCUUAUUGGCAUUGCCUGCUGGGAACUGCAGUUUCAUUGGGAAUCGCCCCAGUUGCAGGCCCAGUUCCCCCUCCCAUGGCCGUACCCAGUAUAGAAAAAAGCAGAAUCUUAGUGGGCUAACAUGAAUGCCCCAUGAACAGAAGGUGCUUUAGGGGGGUGUUGAAAUAGUUCUGUUUUUUAUUCUUCUUUCUUUUGUAUUUUCUGUAUCCUCUCGAUGUAUAACAUGCACAGGAGAUUUUUUAAAAAAUAGAAUCGAAGCACAGACUCUGUUCUCCUAUAAGAAAUGACUUUUAACAGAGAAGAUACUGCUUGCCGCUGGCGAACACGCUCCGGUUCUGUCCCUUAUUUUAUAAAACCGCUCCCCCGGCUUCUUUGCUUUUCUUAGUCCCCAGAAGGGCCUCCUUUGCAGGCCUGAUGCAAAUGCGAGUCUGGCAAAGCAAUGGUACUCCUCGCUGGAGAGGGGGAGGCGACGACUUUGCACUCUUUGCACUCGUGCUGUGUGCAUUGUAGCCCCUUUUCAACCAGUCCCUUUAAGGAUGCAGAAUCCCCCUCCCCAAAGUGAGGGGGAGGAGAUUUUUGUCUUUAGAGCACUGUGUGAGAAUCAAUAUGUACUUUAUUGCUUCAGCACAGCCAUAGCAAAUAACCAAAAAAUUACAAUACUAUUAACACAAAUUACUACAUCCUAAAAUUUAAACCGAAGUUAACAAAACUCCAUCUAGAACUCUAAAUCCGAAGAUUAUUUAAGGAGCUAUGACCAUAUAGCUGCUAGAUGUCUAAUUAAGCAAAGAUUACUGGACAUAAGUGCUCAACAAGACCAGGGGGUGCUUGGUAUUAUGAGUUCAGCAACUUUAUAUAAACACCUUAUAUCUCAUCCUAUAGCCCGGCCAGCUUAUUUUGAUGACCGAAUGGUCACAGAAUAUAGGACGUCGUUUACUAGAGCUAGGAUGAAUAUACUUUAUUUGGCAGUACUGAAAGGCUGUUACAGCAAGACCCCACUUGUUGAUGCGUGAUCAUAAAUCCAUUGAAGAUAUGCCCCAUGUUAUGUUUCGAUGCCCGAGAUUUGCAACUAUUCGGGAGAAGUAUCUUAGAAAUAUUCUGCAACGGGUGCCGGGGAGGUCAGAGCAAGACAAAUUAGCAGUGCUGCCGGUAGAUAAGGAUAAAUGGAUUACAAUGCAAGUAGCAAAGUUUGUAACAUCGGUAAACAAAAUACAGUUAAGACUAUUGAAGUAAG
Molecule: messenger RNA, 5553 nt
Organism: Eublepharis macularius
Lineage: Eukaryota; Metazoa; Chordata; Lepidosauria; Squamata; Eublepharidae
Gene: SMO
Product: smoothened, frizzled class receptor
Exons: 12
Coding region: 202-2712 (836 amino acids)
Biological process (GO): smoothened signaling pathway; positive regulation of smoothened signaling pathway; central nervous system development
Cellular component (GO): plasma membrane; cilium; dendrite
Molecular function (GO): patched binding; transmembrane signaling receptor activity
Source: RefSeq, a predicted model, not a curated record